UAGACUUAGUAAGUAAUGCUAUGGCCUGUGUCUCACUUGACGAGUUCCUCAGAUGCCUCCAGAACCAUCCCCCAUUGCUCCAGCUCAGAGCAGCGCUGCAGAAUGCUCACCAACUCAAGCACAGUCUUUUUCAACUCACACAUCUCUGCAAGUAAGGAGGCGGGGCUCCAGAGCAAAAAUGUGGGCGGGGCUAAACUUAACCGCACACGUGGAUUUUUUAUAGAAGAGAGAACAAAGCAAAGCAUCAUGGCGGAGGAAGUUAGUCAGAGUACAGGGGUAGAGGAGGUAAAGACAGGCGAUGAAGAGCAAGUGGUGACACCGUGGGUGGCCCAUGCUGGCACGGGGGAUAAGGGCAUCGACUAUGAGAAACUGAUCAGACAGUUUGGGAGUCAAAGGAUCAAUGACGAACUCCUGCAGAAAAUUGAGGCUGUCACGAAGAAGAAACCUCACCACUUCCUCCGAAGAGGCAUAUUCUUCUCACACAGAGACGUGGAGGGUAUACUGGAUGCAUAUGCUAACAACAAGCCGUUCUACCUGUACACUGGUCGAGGGCCGUCCUCUGAGUCCAUGCAUUUGGGCCACCUCAUCCCCUUCAUGUUCACAAAGUACCUCCAGGAUGUGUUUGACGUGCCUCUUGUGGUCCAGAUGACGGACGAUGAGAAGUUCCUCUGGAAGGACCUCACUGUAGAGGAGGCAAACAGACUAGCCUUUGAGAAUGCCAAGGACAUCAUUGCCUGCGGGUUCGACAUUAAGAAGACCUUCAUUUUCUCUGAUAUAGAGUACAUAAGUUCUGAGCCCAACUUUUACAAGAACAUCCUCCGAGCACAGAAGUGUGUCACCACUAACCAAGCCAAGGGCAUCUUUGGUUUCCAAGACACUGACUGCAUCGGCAAGAUCAGCUUUCCUGCCAUCCAAGCUGUUCCAGCUUUCAGCACCACCUUUCCCAAGAUAUUCGGCAGCAAGAAAGAUGUCCAAUGUCUCAUCCCCUGCGCCAUUGACCAGGAUCCAUACUUUAGAAUGACGCGUGAUAUAGCUCCCAGACUUGGUUUUCACAAGCCGGCCAUCAUCCACUCCUCGUUCUUUCCUGCCCUCCAAGGUCCGCAGUCCAAGAUGUCCGCCUCUGACCCCACCUCCUCCAUCUUCCUAGUCGACUCCAUGAAUGACAUAAAACAAAAGAUCAACAAGUAUGCCUUCUCUGGUGGGCGUGACACUAAGGAGGAGCACGAGCGACUGGGGGGGAACACGGACAUUGACGUCUCCUAUCAGUACCUGACCUUCUUCCUUGAGGACGAUGAGAAACUGGCCCACAUCAAACAGGAGUAUGAGGCCGGCCGCCUCCUGUCUGGUCACCUCAAGAAGGAGCUCAUCUCCGUCCUGCAAGCAAUGGUGACCGAGCACCAGGAGAGGAGGAAGACUGUCACUGACGACAUGGUGCGCACCUUCAUGACCCAGCGACCUUUGAACUUUAAGUUGGCUAGUUAGUGAACUUUUGAAAUAAAGAGAUUUUAUGAUAUAAUCGAUUCAACAAUCAGAACAAUUAUGUAUACAAUUGAUUAUGUCAUGCUACGUAUAAAAUACAAAAAAUUAUAAACUUCAAAAA
Halichondria panicea is the source of this 1600-nucleotide messenger RNA. Its product is annotated as tryptophan--tRNA ligase, cytoplasmic-like. Gene Ontology annotation, molecular function: ATP binding; tryptophan-tRNA ligase activity. The record is from RefSeq and is a predicted model, not a curated record. The coding region runs from base 16 to 1482 and encodes 488 amino acids. The transcript is spliced from 8 exons. NCBI's taxonomy places the organism in Eukaryota, Metazoa, Porifera, Demospongiae, Suberitida, Halichondriidae. Gene Ontology annotation, biological process: tryptophanyl-tRNA aminoacylation. Gene Ontology annotation, cellular component: cytoplasm.